Molecule: messenger RNA, 4215 nt
Organism: Acomys russatus (golden spiny mouse)
Lineage: Eukaryota; Metazoa; Chordata; Mammalia; Rodentia; Muridae
Gene: Frmd4b
Product: FERM domain containing 4B
Exons: 24
Coding region: 500-3442 (980 amino acids)
Biological process (GO): establishment of epithelial cell polarity
Cellular component (GO): cytoskeleton; adherens junction; bicellular tight junction
Source: RefSeq, a predicted model, not a curated record
AGCGCGGUGGAGAGCCGGGGCUGACAGCGGCAGGAGGCUGGACUGAGGGACUCGGAGAAGCUCAAAGGCGGCGUGGGGGCUUCUCCGCGGAGUGUGGGGAUUCUGGUGAGGAGGCUGGGCCGGGGGAUGCUGCGGGCUCUGGCUGCCCGGCUAGCCGCCGCGGAGUUGGGCUGCGCGGCUCCGACGCUGAGCCCAAGCCUGGGCGAAGAGGAGGACCUAGAGGAAGACAGCCGCCGCGGGGAAAGGCGCCGCGCGCCGAGGAGUUGCGGGACUGGCGCGGAGCGGGUUCCCCGGGUCCCGCGCGGUGCGCAGUGCAGACAAUAAAGUAGCAAGGCGACAGCCCCGCUAGCCCGAGGAGGGCGGCUGAUCAGGCUUUGAAGAGGAACCCAGAAGAAAGAAUGUGGGGAAGGAAUAGAUGACGCUGGUGCAGGCCAGACAGAAGCCAAGGGUCCUUCCAGCGAGAGCAGGCUGAGGGCGAGAGACAAGCCACUAGUCAAAGAUGACAGAAGGCAGGCACUGUCAGGUCCACCUGCUGGACGACAGGAGACUGGAGCUGCUGGUUCAGCCCAAGCUUUUGUCAAGAGAACUGCUGGACCUAGUGGCGUCACAUUUCAACCUGAAAGAGAAGGAGUACUUUGGGAUAACAUUUAUAGAUGACACGGGUCAAGAGAACUGGCUGCAGCUAGACCACAGGGUUCUGGAGCAUGACUUGCCUAAGAAGCCCGGCCCAGCUAUUCUGCACUUUGCUGUCAGGUUCUACAUCGAGAGCAUAUCCUUUCUGAAGGAUAAGAACACGGUGGAGCUGUUCUUCCUGAACGCAAAGGCCUGUGUGCACAAGGGGCAAAUUGAAGUAGACAGUGAGACCGUCUUCAAGUUGGCAGCCCUGGUUUUACAGGAAAGCAAGGGAGAUUAUACCAGUGAUGAGAAUGCCAGGAAGGACUUGAAGACACUGCCCGUCUUUCCAACCAAAACCCUUCAGGAACAUCCAUCACUUGCUUACUGUGAGGACAGAGUGAUUGAGCAUUAUUUGAAAAUCAAAGGUCUGACUCGGGGUCAAGCUGUGGUCCAGUAUAUGAAAAUAGUAGAAGCCCUACCAACCUAUGGAGUUCAUUACUAUGCAGUGAAGGACAAGCAGGGACUUCCAUGGUGGCUUGGGAUCAGCUACAAAGGGAUCGGCCAGUAUGAUUUACAAGACAAGGUGAAGCCUCGGAAAUUAUUUCAAUGGAAGCAGCUGGAAAAUUUGUAUUUCCGUGAGAAGAAAUUUGCUGUGGAGGUGCAUGACCCACGAAGGAUUUCAGUGUCCAGAAGAACUUUUGGACAGAGUGGCCUGUUUGUACAGACCUGGUAUGCAAACUCCUCUCUUAUCAAGUCCAUCUGGGUAAUGGCCAUUAGCCAGCAUCAGUUCUACCUGGACCGGAAGCAGAGCAAAGCAAAAAUUCCCUCAGCCAGAAGUUUAGACGAUAUCGCAAUGGAUUUAACAGAGACGGGAACACAGAGGGUCUCCAAGCUAGUGACUCUGGAGGCAAAGAGUCAGUUCAUCAUGGCAAGCAAUGGCAGCCUGAUAUCCUCAGGUUCUCAGGACUCAGAAGGCAUGGAGGAGCAAAAACGAGAGAAAAUCCUGGAGCUCAAGAAGAAGGAGAAACUGCUGCAAGAAAAACUCCUGAAGAAAGUUGAGGAGCUGAAGAGGAUCUGUCUGCGUGAGGCAGAGCUCACGGGCCGGAUGCCCAAGGAGUACCCGCUGAACACAGGCGAGAAGCCCCCGCAGGUCAGGAGGCGAGUGGGGACCACGUUCAAGUUGGAUGACAACUUAUUGCCUACUGAGGAGGAUCCGGCUUUACAAGAACUGGAGAGCAAUUUCCUGAUCCAGCAAAAGCUGGUUGAAGCUGCAAAGAAACUCGCCAGCGAGCCGGACCUUUGUAAAACCGUGAAGAAGAAACGAAAGCAGGAGUACACGGAUGCUGUGAAAAGGCUGCAGGAGAUUGAAAACUCCAUAAACGAAUACCGAAUCCGCUGUGGAAAGAAGCCCAGCCAGAAAGCCACAGUUACCCUACCAGAAGAUAUAAUUCCAUCUGAAAGCAGUUCUUUGUCAGACACCACCUAUGAUGAUCCCAAUGACUCCUUCACUCUCGCUGGCCAGCGACCAAGUUCGGUGCCUCAUUCUCCAAGAAUUCUGCCCCCCAAGUCUCUGGGUAUUGAUCGAAUCCACUUCAGAAAAUCCUCCAUCAACGAACAGUUUGUGGACACCAGGCAGUCCAGAGAAAUGCUGUCCACCCACAGCAGCCCUUACAAAACCCUGGAGAGGCGGCCCCAGGGAGGACGGAGCAUGCCCACCACGCCAGUCCUGACUCGGAAUGCCUACAGCAGCAGCCACCUGGAACCGGACUCUUCAUCUCAGCAUUGCCGCCAGCGAAGCGGAAGCUUGGAGUCCCAGUCCCGCCUGCUCUCCGAGAUGGACAGUGACAAGCCAUUCUUCACCCUUUCCAAAUCCCAAAGAAGCAGCAGCACCGAGGUCCUGGAUGAUGGGUCUUCGUACACCAGCCAGUCAAGCUCCGAGUAUUACUGUGUGACCCCUGCUGCCGGCCCUUACUACACCACCCAGACUCUGGACACCCGUGCCCGGGGUAGGAGAAGGUCCAAGAAACACAACGUUUCUACUUCCAAUUCAGGAAGCAUGCCCAACCUGGCACAAAAGGAUACUUUGAGGAACGGUAUCUACUCAAAGGGUCAGGACCCACCCCCUUCAGGUUACUGUAUCACCGGAUAUCCACCAUAUGCCGAGUGUGACCUGUAUUAUGGUGGCGGCUAUGUCUACGAGAAUGACACCGAGGGACAGUACAGUGUCAAUCCUUCCUACCGAUCCUCAGCUCACUAUGGAUAUGACCGCCAGAGGGACUACAGCAGGUCUCUCCACGAAGACGAGGUGGACCGCGUGCCCCAUAACCCUUAUGCAACUCUACGGCUGCCAAGGAAGGCUGCCGUGAAAUCUGAGCACAUCACCAAAAACAUCCACAAGGCCUUAGUUGCUGAGCACCUGCGUGGCUGGUACCAGAGGGCUUCUGGGCAAAAGGAUCAGGGCCACAGCCCGCAGACUAGCUUUGACUCAGACAGGGGAUCACAGAGGUGCCUGGGAUUUGCUGGGCUGCCGGUGCCCUGUUCUCCAAGCAGUCGAGCAUCUUCCUACUCUUCAGUGUCUUCUACAAAUGCUUCCGGGAACUGGAGGACGCAGUUAACCAUGGGGCUAUCUGAAUACGAAAAUCCAGUGCAUUCUCCCUACACCAGCUACUGUGGCACCAUCUACCAUCCCUUGCCUUCUCCUAACAGGCAGUACGCAGAGCCCACUCCGCUGGACGGUCCAGAUGGAAACGAGUUGGAAGACAACCUGGAGAAUAGUGAGCAGAGACUCUUUUGGCACGAAGACUCCAAGCCUGGAACAUUAGUCUGAAUGCAGUUGGACCUCCUGACCGAGCACUGCGCGUUCUCACACUAGUGUGCCUUGCAACUAGUCUGUCCGUCUUCUAGAAGGCUUUAGAAACUGAAGGCAUCAAAGGGUGAAGAGAAGACUUAGGUGGUUUGAAAGUGAAUCGCACCCUAAGCCGCACAAGACCCUGGAUGAGGUCUGGUCUUCAAACCCUAGGCACUAACCCACCCUUAAGUCUGAGCCCGUUGUGGGACUCUUGUCAAGAGGACAGGCAUGAAGCCUUGACCCACGGUGAGCUCUUAUGAAGGGGGUAACAAUUGUCAAAGACAAGCCUCAGACCUGGUGACACAUUCAGGGAGUCUGUCCCAUUGGAAAGGAGGACGAGAGAUUUCAGAGCACAGUUUAGAACGCCGAGAGAGAGGGAACCCCGAAGCUCCUAAAGCGUGGCUCACCAUCACAAGGUUUGAACUUGUGAGCGGACAGAGAACAGGCUGUUUCUACAAACAGAUGAGGAUGAUUUAGACAGUAUUGGAGACUUACUUGAAGAGAAGUUAGAUUUUUCAUGAAGUUCUGAGUGAGUGUACAUGUCUUAGGAUAUUACAAAGUGAUGGUUUUCAUAGGCACCCUAUUACGGAGUCUAGUCAUGCUGAUUGCUGUAGCAUCCUGUACUGUAACUCAGUGGUAGCCAGCUAGAGGGAAUGAAGGAGGUCGCAGCUGCUUGGAGACCAUUUUCUUGAGGUACAUAGCACCAAACCCUGCUGUGCUUCCCAGCAAACACCAAGGGCUCACACUGCAGC